This is a messenger RNA of Hyalella azteca, 1329 nucleotides long. RefSeq names its product chitin deacetylase 7. NCBI's taxonomy places the organism in Eukaryota, Metazoa, Arthropoda, Malacostraca, Amphipoda, Hyalellidae. The transcript has 9 exons. Gene Ontology annotation, biological process: carbohydrate metabolic process. The record is from RefSeq and is a predicted model, not a curated record. Gene Ontology annotation, molecular function: hydrolase activity, acting on carbon-nitrogen (but not peptide) bonds. The coding region runs from base 73 to 1263 and encodes 396 amino acids.
CUUUAAAAAGUCUGAUCUCAGAGCUCUCCCCGACUCCUAGAAUUGCCUCAACGCUGACAAGGUUUCAACACGAUGCAUUUUGCAGUGCUGCUCGCGCUGUUCAGCGUCGCCGCUGCCGAGGUAGCGGGACCAUGUGACGAGGCUGACUGCGCGCUGCCGACCUGUGCGUGUUCCUCCACAGCCACGCCCGGCGGUCUCGCCGUCGCCAGCAUACCGCACUUCGUCGUCUUCUCCUUCGAUGAUGGCGUCACUGUCACCAACAUCCCCUUCUACCGGGAGCUGCAGAAGAGAACGAACCCUAACGGGUGUGGCAUCGAGAUGACGUUCUUCGUGAGCCACGAGAACAGCGACUAUACUCUCGUCAACGAGCUCUACAGGAACGGCCAUGAGAUCGCCGUUCACUCAGUCACGCACAAGUCUGACGUCGGGGAAUACUGGCGUAAACUCAACCAGUCGCAAUGGCUGGCAGAGAUAGAACAACAGAGGGAAAUGUUGAAUACUUACGGCAAAAUUCCCGUGGAGAAAAUAAAGGGUUUCCGAGCCCCGUUCCUCGAGGUAGGCGGAGACUCGAUGUUCGGCGCCCUGAAGGAGGCAGGCUUCGACUACGACUGUUCGUGGCCAUCUUUGCAGUACACUCCAUGGUUCCGGCAGCCUGACGGCAGCUACAAGGGCGCUCUUUGGCCUUACACUCUCGACUACGCCAGCAUCCAGGACCAAACUGUUGGCGUAAAACCAACCGAGUCCUUCCCGGGGUUGUGGGUCUCUCCUAUGACAGACCUACAGGACAACAGAGGCUUCGAGUGCUCCAUGCUCGAUGCCUGCCAGAGCUCACCGGAAGGCGAGCUCGAGACGAGCUCGGAAGCGGUGUUCGAUCUGUUGAAGCGCAACUUCCGCAGCCACUACAACACCAGAACGCCCUUCGGUAUCUACACCCAUCACUCAUGGUUCUACAAUGAGACUCGCAAGGAUGGACUGAGGCAGUUCUUGGAUUACCUGAAAGCGUUCCCUCACGUCUACGUCGUGUCGGUGCGUCAACUUCUCGACUGGGUGCGCUCGCCUGUCCCGCUGAGCCAACUUGGUACGAUGAGUUCCUUCCAGUGUGGCCAAACCUUAGCCGACAACUGCCCCGAUAAGAAAAACUGCCAGUACAAUGCUCCCUUGCCUAUCUCAAACUCAGAGAUCUACAUGAAAAUUUGUAACAGCAACUGCCCGCCUAACUACCCGUACCUCGAUAACGUGGAUGGAAGCAAGCCAUACUCGUAAUAUGCGAACGGAAACUUCAACUUGGCCUCAAAUUAUGAAAUUCAUCUCGACUGGAUAACUUUCCUU